Messenger RNA from Petromyzon marinus (sea lamprey), 2526 nucleotides. RefSeq names its product MSS51 mitochondrial translational activator (gene MSS51). Lineage: Eukaryota; Metazoa; Chordata; Hyperoartia; Petromyzontiformes; Petromyzontidae. The record is from RefSeq and is a predicted model, not a curated record.
GACCACAGGUAUUGUGGUUAAUGUAAACAUGAUUCCUUGUAAAAAAAAAGGUUUCAGUUUUGUUGCCAGAAAAAAGGGUAAAAAAACUUAUUCUGGAUUUUAAAAUUUCAGGUGAAACCCAUGUAACCACGCUUGGUAUAACAUAUAGCCAAUGGACCGCAACAUAUAUUGGCAAUUAAAGUUAAGCAAUACAGUACUCCAUUUUAUCUUACAAAGUGCGAGCAAUGCAAACCUCUGAAACCAAUUUCUAGCUUGUGAGGCCAUGGAAGCGUGUUUUAAAUGUGCCACGAGACAGUCUGGUCCCUUCACCUGAUGAAGGCCGCUUGUGUUGUGGCCGAAACGUGUUUUUUGUUUUACUUUUACCUACGUGACUUUACCGAAUAGAACCAAAGAGUAUGGAUCCUUGCAGUCACGAAAGCUUCAAAUCUAGAAUAUAUAUCCUGCAAGUACUGCUAAGCCUCCACUCGCUUUACGCAAGCCAAGCGCGGGCUAAAAAUACAAACAGCUGCACCAAUAACAUCGGGCGCGGCGGAGUGAUUGACACCCAGGGCUUGGGAGGUCGUGGCACGGGAUGAGAAUUUAAGCUCGGGAGCGUUGCCCGCUCAUGGCAGGACGCGGGGGCAGGGCUCACACACCCCGUCUGAAGGUGCAACCCAACUUGGAGCUGAUAACUGUUUCUGCCACCACCCGCCAACACCACCCAUCAGUCGCCGUCAGCUUGCGGGCAUGGAGCACUCCUCACUGAUGCCCGAACCCGGGCGGGUCCCGGGAGGAGCCGCGGCCGACGGGGACCGCGGCGGCGUCUUCACGGACACCGCGGGCUUCGCUGCCAUGGACGCGGCGGUGCCCGGACUCUCCGGAGUCAUCUUGCGAAAACUCAACCUCAGCGGCUUCGAUGACUACAGGAUGGCGCUGCAGGGGAAGAAAAGCCUCACGGAGUUUGGGAUCCACACGUACCGGGACAUGUUCCGCAAGAUCGAGGACACCUACACCUUCUGCGCCCACUGCAAGAAGCUGCCGGACGGCCUCCCCGCGGGGAGGACGCUGGCACGCUGCAAACGGUGUCAGAACGUGUACUACUGUGGCACCGAGUGCCAGAGAGCCAACUGGCCGCUGCACAAGAAGUUCUGCAAGAAGCUGAAACACGCGGCCAUUGACCGUCUGGUGGAAUGGCUCAUCUUCACAGGGAACCUUCCGUUCACGAGCGGCGCGUGGCCGCGCGAGGCGGAUGAGGUGCGCGGCUGGGACGACUGGCUGUCCAUGCAGCCGGGCAGCGGGGAGGACGCCCUGCGCGCUGUGCUGGCGUGCCGCUACAUGGGCCUGCUGUGGGCUAACGCCGGCAAGCCGCGGCCCGACGACGCUGAGCUGCUGGCGUCGACGCGGCGCGUGCUCAGCGACGCGCUCUCCCGGCCGCUCACCGUGGGGUUCGCGCUACGGCGCUUCGGCCUGGACCCGCGGCAUGGCCCCGUCACGGUGCACGUGGCUGGGGCGUCGCACACCGAGACGCUGGACACACGCCUCACCGACUACGACGAGCUGGGCUGCAUGUUCCCACAGCACCGGGGCGUGGAGGUGGUGAUGAUCGGCCCCGAGGUGGUGGAGGGCACCAUGACUCGGACUCCGCUGCAGGCAGGAGCCGAACCAGGCACGGUGUACAUGAGCGGCUGGAAGGGUCUCUACCACGACUACUGGGAGACUCUGGUGGAGACCGGCCGUGCUGCGCGGCCAUCACUCGUCGUGAGCUUCCACCCAGGUUUCCAUGCCAACAAGGGCCUAGUCGAGGGCUGGUUCCCAACCCUGCUGCUCCUUAGAGACUACAACAUCCCCUCUUUCUUCACCAUGUACAGCGAGGCCGAGUUGAAGCCUUCGCUGCAGAUCCUGCGCGAGCUGGAGGUGCGCGUCCUGUCCCACGGCAGCAAUCCCUUCGGGGCGCUGCGUCUCGAGCAGGUGCAGUCCAAUCCCAACAAGCCGCUCGUGCGAAGCAACGCUACCUACGUUGCCUUCCUGGGCGCCGUCGACGACCCGGAGGAGGGACCGGGCCCUGACUGCGAUUUGAGUGACGCCAUCGUCCCGCUGGACUAACGCGAAGAUCCGCGAGGGAUUUUACCAGCGACGUCCUCUUGAUGUCUGGGGAAAAAAGUAACCUGCGUAACUCGUAAAAUGAGCAUGCUUUUUGUUAGUCAGAAUUGUCUUCCAUUUAAAAGUGUAGCUGGUGGAGUUACCGAGGUGAAACAUUUAUUACUAGGAGGAUGUCGCCAUGAGGGAAUGAUCAUCAGAGUGGCCUAUGGAUUGAUCCGGAGGUCGCCACCUCAAUUCAAAACAAUGGUGCGAGUUUCUUAAAACGCCCUGCCCCUGUCUAUCCGCCAGUUUAAAUGGGUAUACCAGUUAAUUGGCAGAUUACACUGAGCUAUUAGCUCUUUUUCAGAAGCGACCUGGCCACUUGGCCACAAAUGAUAGCUCAACGAAGUGGCUUAUCACGUGGAAAUAUGUAGCAGUGACAUACUCUAAACACGUUUCUAAAUGUCA